UUGAUAUUACAGUAGUAUUACUAUUACAUAGAAGUAUAGUAUUUAAUGAUUAUAUGGAUAUAUGUUGUCAUAAAUUGAGUAUUUAUUUCAAACAUCAAAAGUAAAUCACAAUAUAUAGAGAAAACAAUUAUUAAUUGUAUUAUAAUUGUAAUCAAUUAGUUAUAACACUCAAUGGUGUGAUUGUCAAACAUAUUGUGUGACCAAUUGGAUCAAAUGAGUGACCAGUAAUGGGCAGAAAUAACAAAUUAUUUCUAUUGAUGCCAAAUCAUAGACGCAAUGCAUCCAAACUGUCGGCACCCAAACCAACCAUCGAUGACAGGUCUGAUGCCAUCAAUCCAUUGAUGUCACCGAAACACAUAAACUUACCGAAGUUGUCGCCCGAAAAUGAGUUGCUUUUUGAGGCGCAGACAGUGGUUGUGUUCAUCAUUUCGAUGGCCACUCAAUAUCUGAAUCUUUACCGAACUGUCUGGUGGUUACCACAGUCUCACACAAACAUUGCUAUGAAUUUUCAUUUAAUUGACACAAAUGUCGUUCAAUUCUGUCUUUUAUUUAUCGGCCGUCCGUUUGUUCUGCAUUUGGCUCAUGUGAUAACAUCAUUACUUCCAUCGUUUGUUCAAAGAUUUUAUUUAUACAGUUCUUCGUUAAUAAUUCUUGUGCUUUGUAUUUGUGGUCACAUAAUGUGUUCAAUAAAUAUCUACUCGAAGGCCGGUAUAACUGGCAUAUUGUGUAUAUCAUAUCCAAUAGUUAUCUAUAUAUUGAUGUAUUGUCCAAACGUUAUCCGGGCCUAUGAGUCAUCCAAAACAAAUGGCAUAUCAUUUAAUUGGUUUGCCGGCAUUCAGUCACUUAUAUUGCCGACAAAAUUUUCGAGUCAACAACCGACACAUACCUGUACGACAAAUGCUGAACUGAUCCGCGAGGAAGUGGAUCGCUUGAAGACAUCAUUUAACGAAAGAUUAAAGUUUAUAUUAUUCCGAUCUCUACUUAUUGCAUAUUAUUCCUCAUUUGUGAAUCUAUGUUUUGCACCGAAUCAACUAUAUUAUGACAUGAGUUGGACCGCACAACAUGUAGUCAUCUCGUGGAUGACAUCUUUUCUUAUGCUUACCUCUCACUUAUAUUCUCCACAAUUCUACGACAUUCUUCAUAAAUCAUCCCUACAUUUAGGAAAAUGGAUAAAAUUAGAGACAAGGAAUGCAUUAGUUCCGUGUAAUUCGUGGUCCGAUCAACUUCUUUAUGGACAGGGAGUUGUUGUCAAGUAUUCUAAAGAAUAUUUCAAGUCUGAGGGCAGUAUCAAUAGUGCCGAACCGGGAAAUCAGUCACAUCUACGUUAUUAUAUUGUCUUCUCUAAUCCUAUCGGAGGCUUCGGUACAUUAUUAGGUUUUCUAGUAGUUCUCAUAUUUGUUCAAAUGGUACUAUUGAUUCGGGCACUCGAGUGGUAUAAAUUAAUAUCAAUGUCACUCAUGAUAUUAAUCAACUCAUUGACUAUCUUUCGUUUGGUCCGUUCGUUUGUAAUUCUUAAGAAAGUCUAUGAAGUGGAGACUAAACUUCAACAAACUAAACAUAAUUGUAACUAAUUUUAUAUCUAAUUG
This is a messenger RNA of Oppia nitens, 1586 nucleotides long. Its product is annotated as transmembrane protein 39A-B-like. The record is from RefSeq and is a predicted model, not a curated record. Gene Ontology annotation, cellular component: membrane. The transcript is spliced from 5 exons. Bases 228 to 1571 code for a protein of 447 amino acids. Lineage: Eukaryota; Metazoa; Arthropoda; Arachnida; Sarcoptiformes; Oppiidae.